Messenger RNA from Linderina pennispora, 906 nucleotides. RefSeq lists its product as uncharacterized. Bases 1 to 906 code for a protein of 301 amino acids. Gene Ontology annotation, molecular function: guanyl-nucleotide exchange factor activity; G-protein alpha-subunit binding. The record is from RefSeq and is a predicted model, not a curated record. Gene Ontology annotation, cellular component: cytoplasm. The transcript is spliced from 4 exons. Gene Ontology annotation, biological process: G protein-coupled receptor signaling pathway. Lineage: Eukaryota; Fungi; Kickxellomycota; Kickxellomycetes; Kickxellales; Kickxellaceae.
AUGUGCGUAGAGAGGCUGCGGGUGCAAGAGCCGCUGUCAGAUGCUCUGGAGACUUACCUGCAGAAGGACCAGAGUCUGGCAGGCGCUACUGGCGGAUUUACGCCUGAGCAGGUGAUGGGCGAGCUGUUCAAGGCAGCUAUGAGCCUGACAGUAUUCUACCAGCGCAGUGCUACCAGCUCUAGUGAAUCUUCGCAUGCUGACCAGAGCGACGUUCUAACUGCAGCCAAGCAGGCUGCUAGCAUUGUGCUGAAUUUUUCGACCCUGGGACCAGCUGAGAUCCAGUCCUUGUGGUUCCCAACUACCAACCGUUGGAAACACAUCGGCUGUCUGCUGUCGACAAUGACGCAGCUUAUCGACCAGUGUAUUGCGGACUUGAGCUCAUCACCAAAUCGUGCUGUGUCAGAGGAAAGGCAAAUUGAAGUUGCGCCUGUAGUGCUGGUUCUGCUGCGUGUUAUAACCGAGAACCCAGAAGCACGCACGCGCAUAUUUGAUGACAUCUACCCCCAGGGAGCCGACUACACGCAGCUGCCUGAGGACCGGCCAGGAACCUCCAGCAAGCUGGUCAGGAUUAUGAAGUCGCCACAAGGCGGCCAGGAUGCACGGCAGUUCGUGAUGGCUGUGGGCUACGGGAAUGCUGCCGGAUACAUGCUUGCUCGUGGCAUCGAGAUACCGACUGAUCUGAUGAACAAGGGCGGGAGCGAUGCCAAGGACCAGGGUCAUCGACCCAGUGACGGGCAAUUGGCGGAAAUGACAGACGAAGAAAAGGAGCGCGAGGCCGAGCGUCUGUUUGUCCUGUUUGAGCGGCUGAACAAGACGGGCAUUAUCAAGGUCGAGAACCCGGUGCGCGCCGCCUACGAGAGCGGACAGAUUCAGGAGAUGAGUGACGACGACGACAGCAGCCCCUAA